UUUCAGAUUCUGGAUGCAAUACAACAGGGAGAAUAGUCGAUCAGACAAGAAUUUAAACAGCUCGAUUUUUAAAGGAGUGGUCAGAGAUCGGACCAAGAAGUUCUUUAGCUUCAAAACUAGUGGGAAAUAUCAAAGUGAUAGGUUCAAAAUACAGCAAAGUGAUCUGUUUAAGGACUUUCAUGAGAAGUACUCGGACAAUUGUGAUGACCAGGAUGAUUCCCUCCUAAGAUCCGAUGGUUCCUUUAAUCCAUCAGAUCCUUACGGAAUCCAAAGAAAGGAAAAACAUGCUUUACCUCCUCGCUGGGUUGACCAAGAAGAGGAAAUCGAAGAGUAUAUUAUCGAAAUCAACGAAGCUCUCCUCAAAUUUGAGAAAGAGUGUAAUAAGAUCAAGCGACAUGAGUAUAUGGUCAAGGAGGAUGUCCCAAUACAAGCUAUUGAUAGGUUGAAUUCAGAAAUUAUCAACCUGAUUCGGAAAAGUGAGAAUACUUUGAGCGAGAUCAAAUCAAUCCCUCUAGAUGACCAUGUUGACCGGAAGGUGAAGGAUAAUGUUCAUUACUCCUUGGCUAUUAAGCUAAAAGGAUGAACAAGUAAAGCAAAUAAGAUCCAAAAAGAAUUGGUGGCAUAUAUGGAAUCUCAUUACAAGAAGGAUGAUGAUACUAACAAACCAGGAAACCUACUUGACGGCUUUGACGAUGACGAAGAAAUGAAUCAACAAGAAGUCAUGCAAAGGCAAAUAGCAGCAGUAAAAGACGAAGAGAUUGAAGAUAUGGUAAAAGCCGCGAACGACCUUGCAUCUCUCUUUAAAGAGCUAUCUGUUCUGGUUAUUGAGCAAGGAACGGUACUUGAUAGAAUUGACUAUAAUGUUGAAACAGCCCUUGUUCAUACAAAGAAGGGGAGGAAGCAUUUAGUCAAAGCUAAAGAAUACUCUGAAAGUUCUCGAGCUAGGAAUAUCAUUCUAUGUCUUGCCGCCUCUAUUCUCUUUUGUAUCGUCAUUCUGAUAAUCAAAAAGUAUUAA
Moneuplotes crassus is the source of this 1015-nucleotide messenger RNA. Lineage: Eukaryota; Ciliophora; Spirotrichea; Euplotida; Euplotidae. The record is from the annotation of a GenBank genome assembly.